AUAUUAGUCGGUGUGUGACACUCUACGUGUGAGAUGGUUACAAACAUAUUUUUGACUGAAUUUCAUCACACAAAAUCCAAUGUUUAGUGUGCAUAAAUCACCGAUUCGAUUACCUAACACAGUGCCUAUAAGUAUGUAAAUAAAGCAAAGAGAAAUCGAAAUAAAAAAAAAAUAAUUUUUGUGAAAACCAUGGUACGUCAGCGUCAAAACCACGAAACUACAGUGUACGGAAUUUUUGGGCGAUUGAAUUAAAUAUUCCAAAUCAGUUUUGGGUGCACACAUCAUAUCCGCGUUCAACAUUCAUUUGUUGUGGUAGGUAAUUACGUCCACGUUAAAGUGCAAUUAUAAUUUCUGUUUUGGUUUCGUCAAUUGACCUUGUUUCUAUUUUGCAAACACAAAAAUCGUUCUGAUUAUAGCGAGAAUGAGUUUGCACUUUGGUUUUUAUACGGUUGUUGAUAUACAAAUGCAGAAACGGUGUUGAUAUUUGGUAAAUUAAAACGAUAAAAUGUGGCAAUUUCGUCGUAUCGCUAAAUAUUCGAUUUUCGCGGGCGCAACAACUGCAACCGUUGUUAGCUUUCACGCCAACAAUUACGACAUCAAUUCCUUGGGAAUCGUUCGAUUGUCACGUGCCGCUAUCACCGUAUACAACAUUGGCUGGACGUAUAAAAGUCAAUUGUACUACAAGGAAUGGGAUCAAACGAGUCAAGAAUUUAAGGAUGAAAAGAGCAAAACCCACAAAGUGGCUGCUCAAAAGAUGCUGGACUUGAUCUGUGUGAACAGAGGUGUUUAUAUAAAAGUCGGGCAACAUAUUGGAAGUUUGGAUUAUCUGUUGCCGCCAGAGUAUGUGUCGACAAUGAAAGUGUUGCAUAGUAAUGCGCCCAAAAAUCCGGUUGAGGAUUUGUUCAAAGUGAUUCGCCAGGACCUGAAAGUUAAUCCCGAAGAUGUAUUUGAAUCCUUCGAUCCGGAGCCACUCGGAACCGCUUCACUAGCUCAGGUACACAAAGCCACACUAAAAAAUGGUCAAAAGGUAGCAGUCAAAGUACAACAUCCCUACGUGAAAGGCAACUCAAUAGUGGACAUGAAAACGAUGGAAUAUUUGUGCAAAAUCAUGUCCUGGGUGUUUCCCGAUUUUAAAAUGCAAUGGCUGGUCGACGAGACGAAGAAGAAUUUACCGAUCGAAUUGAAUUUUCUGCGUGAAGGUGAGAAUGCGGAAAAGGCGGCCGAAAUGUUCAAAGGCUACAAAUGGCUUCGGGUGCCGAAAAUACAUUGGGACUUAUCCACACAACGUGUUUUAACGAUGGAAUAUCUGGAUGGGGGACAGGUCAACGACUUGGACUACAUCAAAUCGAAUAAAAUCGAUGCAUUCGAAGUGGCCAAUAAAAUCGGUCAACUGUACUCGAAUAUGAUAUUCACGAACGGUUUCGUUCAUUCCGAUCCACAUCCCGGUAAUAUAUUGGUGAAAAAGACGUCGAACGGUGUUGACAUAAUCCUCCUCGAUCACGGACUGUAUGCGAGUCUAACCGAUCGCUUCCGGUACAACUAUUCGAAGCUUUGGCUGAGCAUUUUGAAUGUAGACAGAGAAGGAAUGCGAAACCACAGCCAAACUCUGGGUAUUGAACGUCAGUUGUAUCCGCUAUUCGCCUGCAUGUUAACUGGCCGUCCGUGGGAAAGUGUUGUCGCCGGCAUUGAUAAGACGAGGCAAAGCCAGAAAGAAAAAGAAACGCUACAAAACACCACUGGACUGGUGCUGCCUCACAUUUCCGAUAUAUUGGAGCACGUUGACCGGCAAAUGUUACUCGUCCUAAAAACCAACGACCUGAUUCGGAAUAUUGAAUCAACGCUCGGCACCCAAAAUCGGAUGACAUCGUUUCUGGUGAUGUCAAAGUGCUGUGUGAGAUCGGUGUUUCAACAAGACAAACUCGAGUCGCGAACAAAGUGGGAUCGGUUCCGGAAAAACGUUUGCGAAAGCUGGACCAUCUUUAAGUUAAAUAUUUAUUAUUUGUUGCUAGGACUAAGGAAUUUCAAUUUUUAUUCGUCCAUUAAGCAACUGGUUUGACAAAGACUGUCUUUCGCUUUCGCUUUGUAAAAAGUUCAAUUGAUGCCGAGAGUGAAUUUUCGGCGGUAAAUAACAUUUCGAUUCCUUAUUUUACACAAAAAAUGCGCUCUAAGCGUCUCCAUUAAUUGAGAUGAAUUUUUUUGGUUUAAGUUUCUUAUGAAAUUACUUUGUAUAUUUGAACAAGGCCAUAGACA
Messenger RNA from Bradysia coprophila, 2250 nucleotides. It is a transcript of the gene Adck1, whose product is annotated as aarF domain containing kinase 1. NCBI's taxonomy places the organism in Eukaryota, Metazoa, Arthropoda, Insecta, Diptera, Sciaridae. Gene Ontology annotation, biological process: mitochondrion organization; protein phosphorylation; lipid homeostasis. Gene Ontology annotation, cellular component: mitochondrial inner membrane. The record is from RefSeq and is a predicted model, not a curated record. Gene Ontology annotation, molecular function: protein kinase activity; ATP binding.